CAUGCGCAGCUGGCUACAACAAUAGACAUGAACGGCCACAACAGCAGUCGCCGCCGUGUCAAUGCUCAGGGAGGCUUCAUCAGCCCUGAUGGCCUGGCUAGCAACUCCCUUCUUGGCAGCCGCUUCAAUGGCGGUGGCAGUAAUGACGCCCACUUCAACAGCCGCUCUUUUAUAGACCGGACAUUUGACAGCCCUAACAGCCUCAUGCUCAGCACCUACAGCAGUGGCAGUAACAGCAACAGCCGUAGUGCUCCACACGGCAACAACCGCUACAAUGGCAACAGUCGUUUUGGUGGCAACGUCUCGGGCAGCAAUGGCUGUUUUGAUAACAACAGCCGGUUUGAUGGAAACAGCCGUUUUGAUAGUAACCGCUUUGAUGGCAACAGUUGCUAUGACAGCAAUAGUCGCUUUGAUGGUAGCAGUCGCUUCAAUGGCAGCAGUCGCUUUGAUAGCAAUGCCCGCUUUGAUGGCAAUGGUUGCUUUGAUGGCAGUGGUCGCUUCAACAAUAGUGGCUGCUUUGAUGGCAAUGUGCGCUUUGAAAGCAAAAGUCGUUUUGACACUCAUGGCCGCUCUGACAACAGUAAUGGCAUGUACAGAGCCAGUGCUGGUGAUUUCUUCAGCCGCUCUCACCAGGCACCAGCUGGUGACAGCUGCUCCCCCCUCAUGGGAGGUGGUUACAGGUCCUCUCAGCCAAGAGGCUUCUGGGCACAGGCUGAUGCUCGUGUCAGGAACUCUCCAAUUGCCUGGGGGAAUGAUGCUCCAGGCCCCUAUGCUUUCGACUCCAGUAGGAAUGCCUGGCAGGAGCCUUCUCUGCAGCCUGCCUUUGGUGCUACAAUGGGGGGGGUGUUGGGGUACCUUGGCAUCCACAACCUGAAGGAGGGCAAAUCUGGCCUGUUUGUGAUCACGUACCUGAACCAUCUGGUGCGCACUCGCCUGCUGCACCGAGGGCCAGACGUGGUUCUGCACUCAAGGCUGGACGAACACAACUUGGCCCUGGUCUUCCCCAGCCUAGAGCUGCUGCGUGCCUGCGUUGAGCGCCUCAGCCCCAUCAUGGUCAAGGGCAAAGUGGUUGUGUACGUCACACACAAGCCCUCCAUUCAGAACUACACGCCUGCUCUCCUUGCUCCUGUGCCCCCACCUCGCCGUGCUGGCCCUGCAGUGGGUCCCAGGGUUGUGACUCGAGGGCGGACCAGCAACCCCAUCCGAAUGCGGGGGGCACCGAUCCAGACGGGACGGCUUAUGGCGACGCGCAUUGCGCCGCCCAAAGGGCGAGAGGCCAAGGGCUUGUCAUCGCCCCGCCCCCGCGGCGUGUUUCCUGACGGCGUCCAGCCGUCCAGGGUCGUCCUCGUGGUAGACGAGGCGUCCACCGUCGCCCUCCUCGGCAGGUCGUGUGGAGACAGCGAGACCUCGCCCCUCGCCCAGCUCGAGACAGAUCUCGCUGCCCUCGCUCUCAGUGACAGCGAAACUGCUGGGGGUGCUGAAGGCUCUACUCCCAAAGUUGCGGCUACCGUUCCCCACCGAGUGCCCGUUGUACCCCACGUGGUGAGGGACCAUAUUGCCACCCCCCACAAGGCUCUGGAGCUCCUGAUGCAGCUCCCCCUCCUGCAGGAGGACAACAACCUCUUUGUGGUUGCGCCCUCUUUAGCCUGGGUCUUCGCUGGGAUCCACGCCCUCGUCGCGCCCCGGGAUGCCCUAAAGCUCUCUGCGCUGCAGGUUGGGGAGGCAGGCGCCCCGCAGGGUCGGGGGGAGGAGCGACCGACCGUCACUCCGCCGACAUCGCGCAAGAAGAAAGUGCGAUCCUGCAUGCAGGUCCUGAAGGAGGUGGUAGCAGACCACGGGUCUGUGUCGUCAGCAGACCAGGCGCUGCUCGCCAGAGCUCCCAAGUUCCCUGCUGGGUCGCUGGACAACGCUCCUGACGGGGACCUGCCUCUGCUGCGCCUGCUACUUCGGCACCUCGUGCACGGCGCCCUCACCAUCAGGAGUGGCGUGAAGGCACAGAGCCACAACAGCGAGGUGGUGUUCGCUCCCCUCGCCCCCCUCCACCUGACGGGAGAUAAGGUCGCCCAAGUCCUCACCAACGUCAUGAACGCGUCGGCCGCGGCAAGCUUAGCUUCGGUGGCCGCGGUGUCCGUGAGCCUCUACAACGCCUUCGCGUGCAACACGUGGCUGCUGGGGGGCUACACGUGCCCUCUGCUGCACGAGACGGUCAAGGCAGGAUCUACUCCGUUAGUGGAAAAAUCUGGGGAUCUCAGCCCCCAGCAACUGCGUCACCUGGAGGAGACUUUCUCCCCCACACGGGGACCCAGCCAGGAGGACGUGGCGGCUACCCUUCUGGGGAACAUUAAGUCAGUGAAGAGGGAAGACCUUUCUAAGGAAGAGGGCCUUUUGAAAGGGAAGACAUUCCUGACGGGUGAGGUGGAAGAGGAAAAUAUGGGCAUUGUGGACCUGGCUCCCUUAGGGGAUAUGGAGCUGCUGGGGGAGUCCCGUGCUGUCGUCCACCUCAGCCACACCCGCGCCCUGAGUGCUGCUAUUGGGGCAGUGCAGUCCUUGAUUAGGCGCAAGGGGGCGCUAGUGCCGUGGGGGGGCGUGGAGGUGGAGGAGGUGUCCAGGGAGGACCUGCCUGACGUCAUCACGCAGGCGGUUGCCACCUGCGUCUACUCCGUGUACAGCUGCAGUGGUCAGCAGGAGGAGUACACGUGCGUGGCAUGCGGUGGGGCAACGGUGGGGGCGGCGGUGGCGGCAGACGCCCACGCCUACACCCGCCGCCACGUCCACGCCGUCCGCCGCUUCCUGCGCAACAAGAACAACGACAACAAAGACACGAAGAACACAGGCAGCCUGGCCGACGAUAAUAACGAAGACAACAACAAAACUGCAGGAAAGAACAACAAGAAGUCGGUGCUGACCGGAACUGCAGCGCCCAAAGUCUUCGUGCCCAUCAAAAAAGAUUACCUGUCCUGCCUCAUCGCCUUCAAGGUGAUCAAGACCACGUCGGGGGCGGGGGGUGGAGAGGGGGACACGAGGGGGUUCAUUUGUCUACUGUGCUCCCCCGGGGGGAACAAAACCCCCACCCAGCUCGACAUGCCGGGGCUGCGCUUCCACUUGCACUCUCCCUACCAUAGGAAGCAGCUUAACCAGUUACUGGGAGUGCCUGUACAUCGCGCUCUGCUCAACCAGCAGCUAGACUGGCCCAUGUACUGCAGGAGGAAGCGCCACCCUGAACUGCGUGUCGUGAUCGUGUCUGACGACAUCCACCGCCCCAGCCUCAGAGCAGGGCUGGGAGCCUUCAUUGAUAAGGUUCACUUGGUCACCGUGCCAUCGCUGCUCUCUCCGCCGUGUGGGACACUGGUGCUGAAGGCUGGAUUAGACGCCCUGGGCGGCGCCUCUGCUGUGUGGGUGUUGGUGGGCGGCAGGGACGUCAUCGCCCCCACCCGCCACCUCACUGCCCCACCCACCGUCAGCACGCAACAGCUGCUUGCUGGCCUGGUGCAGCUGCAAGCUCAGCUACGUGUACAGCUACCGCCCACUCACCUGGUCCUGGUGGCUCCUCUGCUACCCCUACAACUGCUGGAGGAGGAGAAGGAGGGGUUGCAGCUCCCCGAGCUGCUGACCAACUGCAUCACCGCGGUCAGCACGCCAGUGGUCAUGGUCAGCACCGCAGUCCCCCCCGCGGUCAGCACCGCAGUGUCCGACUGCUACUUUGCCUUGCAGCGGCAGGCGAUGCGCCUGCACCGAGCCUCUGCUUCGCUCAGCAACAUCAGAGGCUUCAGCAACGUCAGAGUCGCUCCUCAUCCCUCCUCAUCCCUGGUGCCCGCCCCCUCCGUUACCCCUAUUGCAUCCCUCGCCUCAUCCCCUGCCAUCUUCGAGUCCGAGUGGCAGGUGGCGAUGCGGCACUUCGUGGCAGCGGCAGCCACGGGCCUGCCCACAAUCUGGCCGCGUCCUUUGGACCAGGAAGAUCCGAGGGCGUCCGUGGGCCCAGUCCCGGGCCAGUACGAGCUACACUCCACCAUCAGCCACGUGGUCUUUGUGAGCCCCAAGCCCUACCUCAAGAAAGGCUCCAGGUUCUCGUCCGCCAAGCCAUUGACGGUCGAAUGGACGGGAGAUAUGGACGAUGGGGCGGUGGCGGCCAUCAGGGCGAAAGCGAGCGCUGCCGACUUGGGGGAAGGUGUCGUCUGGUAUAUCGUCUGCUCCCUCUCUUCCCUCCUGUUGUGCACUGCCCGCCCCCUCCAGUGCUGCACCCACAACAACUGCACCUCGCCCAUCCCCGCGUACACCCUCCCCCCUAGGUGGCAGGAAGAGUGUGGGGUUAAGAUGACGCGCGUGUGGGAGUUCCUGACGCAGCUGACGUGUGAGCUUCCCCGGGGGAACUUCGUGGGUCUCGCUCCGCCCUUCCCCCAGGGGGUAGUGCGGGUCCCCCACGCCGACCCCGUCACCCACGCUGCGGUCCACGCGCUUGCCUCGUCUGGAGCGAUGUUCACGGAGACGGAUGCCGGCGAGCUGAGCAGAGGCCUGCAGGCCGCGGCGGCAGCCUGCUCUGAUCUCAUCGUCAAGACCAACCUGCACACCAGCCUUCCUGAAGACCUGCUGAGUCCUGUGCUGGUACAGGAGCUGGAGGAGGCCGUGGCAGGGACGCCUGAAGGACCAGGGCUGCAGUGGUGCCGCGUCAUCAACGCCCUCACCGCCUCGCACUGCUCCACCCUGCAAGUGGAACUGAACGACGUCGCGCCGAGGCUACUGAGCGCGGCACCCAGCGCUCGACCCUGAGGCGCGUCGGGCGCCCCUGAGACGCGUCGGGCGCCCCUGAGGCGCGUCAAGCGACCCUGAGGCGCGUCAAGCGACCCUGAGGCGCGUCAAGCGACCCUGAGGCGCGUUGGGCGCCCCUGAGGCGCGUUGGGCGACCCUGAGGCGCGUUGGGCGACCCUGAGGCGCGUCAGGCGACCCUGAGGCGCGUCAGGCGACCCUGACCAACCCAAGUUACGGAUUCCGAUUCGUCGAUUCAAUUUUGUUCGCUCGUUUACUUUUCUUUUGUGAAAGAAAACUUUGCUGUUAUUCAAUGCUUCGUAUGUUUGGUUUAAAAAGGCGAUGAUACAAUCAUCUAAUAACCAACGUGUUAUUUCCUUCAAUGAGUAAUUUAUUUGUUGCAAUCUCAUCAUAUGAUUGGUCAUGAAAUAACCAUUGUAUGAAUGCGUUCAUAAAUGCACGUGAUAAUUCAAUGGCGAACUCAUUGGGAAGUAAGAGUCGAGUGCUACAUUCCGCCUGUCUGUGUUUGCAACAACACAAUUGUUUUCCGAUUUUAUGUUCGUUUUGAAAUAGCACUUUUCUUAUUACUGACGAAUAAUAAUGAUUCAUAGCCUAAAGUAAUUAUUUUAUUUAUAGAUUGAAAUAUUUUUCUUCUUCGAAAACUCAUCUAUGAAAGUUCUUCAAUUGAAAUAAAUUGAAAAUGAAAAAAAUUUC
This is a messenger RNA of Hyalella azteca, 5454 nucleotides long. RefSeq lists its product as uncharacterized. The coding region runs from base 28 to 4764 and encodes 1578 amino acids. Lineage: Eukaryota; Metazoa; Arthropoda; Malacostraca; Amphipoda; Hyalellidae. The transcript has 25 exons. The record is from RefSeq and is a predicted model, not a curated record.